AUUGCGGUAAUUAUGUAUGUACAACACGGUUCGGAUCUUAAUCACGUCAAAUUGUUAAUUUUAUAUUUUUUCGUUGCAUAUAAUUGUAAUUAACAAAGCGCUUUGAAGUGAUAAGACUUUGAGUUAGAAGCAUUUAGAGAAAAUUAAAUGUAAUAAGCGUACAUUUGUUUCGCGAACACUGUUAAUAUCGCCCGAAAAAAAUAUUCGCGACUUCGACCGGUAACAAACGAUUGGAAACGACCCAAAAGAUAAAUCAGCAUAGCAAAAUGAGGAAUUUCACUUCUUUCGCGAUUGUCCUAUUGCUCUUCGUAGGAUAUUCACAAACUACCAAUAUUUUCGAUAUAUUUGGAAACAAACGUAUUGCUAUCAUGGGUCAUGAACUUGAUAUGGGAAGUGGUUUCAAAAUUGACAAUGGUUUUCUGGAUGGUUCUCCUGGACUAGAACGACACUUGACAAGUGAUAAACAUGAGGGUGGUCAACAAGAAAGUGGUCAACAAGAAAGUGGCCAACAAGGAAGUGGUCAACAAGGAAAUGGUCAACAAGGAAGUGGUCAACAAGGAAGUGGACAACAAGGAAGUGGUCAACAAGGAAGUGGUCAAAAAGGAAGUGGUCAACAAGGAAGUGGUCAACAAGUCGGUGAAGGAAGUGAUGAACAAGGAGGUAGUGAACAAGCUCAUCAACAUGGAGGUGGUCAACAUAGAGGUGGUCAACAUGGAGGUAUUCAACAUAAAGGUGGUAAACAUGGAAGUGGUCAACAUGGAAGGGGUCGCCAUGGGAGUCGUCAACAUGGAAGUGGUAAAAGAGGAAGUAGUCAACAGAAAAAUAGUCAACAGGGAGGUAUUCAUCAAGAAGAGGGUCAAAAAGGAAAUAGUCAACAAGAAUGUAAUCAGAAAACGAAUGGUGGGCAAGAAGGUGAUCAACAAGGAACCGGUCACCAAGGAGGAAAUGGUAAAAAAGAAGGUGGUAGACUAGGAGGUGGUCAACAAAGUGGUCAACAAAGCGGUCAACAAACUGGUCAACUAAGUAGUCAACAAAGUGGUCAACAAAGUAGUCAACAAAGUAGUCAACAAAGUAGUCAUCAAAGUAGUCAACAAAGUGGUCAACAAAGUGGUCAACAAAGUGGUCAACAAAGUGGUCAACAAAGUGGUCAACAAAGUGGUCAACAAAGUGGUCAACAAAGCGGUCAACAAACUGGUCAACUAAGUAGUCAACAAAGUGGUCAACAAAGUAGUCAACAAAGUAGUCAACAAAGUAGUCAUCAAAGUAGUCAACAAAGUGGUCAACAAAGUGGUCAACAAAGUGGUCAACAAAGUGGUCAACAAAGUGGUCAACAAAGUGGUCAACAAAGUGGUCAACAAAGUGGUCAACAAAGUGGUCAACAAAGUGGUCAACAAAGUGGUCAACAAAGUGGUCAACAAAGUGGUCAACAAAGUGGUCAACAAAGUGGUCAACAAAGUGGUCAACAAAGUGGUCAACAAAGUGGUCAACAAAGUGGUCAACAAAGUGGUCAACAAAGUGGUCAACAAAGUGGUCAACAAAGUGAUCAACAAAGUGGUCAACAAAGUGGUCAACAAAGUGGUCAACAAAGUGGUCAACAAAGUGGUCAACAAAGUGGUCAACAAAGUGGUCAACAAAGUGGUCAACAAAGUGAUCAACAAAGUGGUCAACAAAGUAGUCAACAAAGUGGACAACAAAGUGGUUACCAACAGGGAAGUGGUCAAAAAGGAGGUAUUCAACAAAAAGAUGGCGAAAUAGGAGGUUCUCAACAGGAAAUUGGCCAGAAAGGAGGUAGUCAACAAAAAGAUGAAGAAAAAGGAGGUUCUCAACAGGAAAGUGGCCAGAAAGGAGAUAGCCAACAAAAAGAUGGUGAAAAAGGAGGUUCUCAACAGGAAAGUGGCCAGAAAGGAGGUAGUCAACAAAAAGAUGAAGAAAAAGGAGGUUCUCAACAGGAAAGUGGACAGAAAGGAAGUAGUCAACAAAAAGAUGGUGAAAAAGGAGGUUCUCAACAGGAAAAUGACCAGAAAGGAGGUAGUCAACAAAAAGAUGGAGAAAAAGGAGGUUCUGAACAGGAAAGUGGCCAGAAAGGAGGUAGUCAACAAAAAGAUGGAGAAAAAGGAGAUUCCCUACAGGAAAGUGGCCAGAAAGGAGGUAGUCAACAAAAAGAUGGAGAAAAAGGAGGUUCUCAACAGGAAAAUGACCAGAAAGGAGGUAGUCAACAAAAAGAUGGAGAAAAAGGAGGUUCUGAACAGGAAAGUGGCCAGAAAGGAGGUAGUCAACAGAAAGAUGGAGAAAAAGGAGAUUCCUUACAGGAAAGUGGCCAGAAAGGAGGUAGUCAACAAAAAGAUGGAGAAAAAGGAGGUUCUCAACAGGAAAGUGGCCAGAAUGGAGGUAGUCAACAAAAAGAUGGAGAAAAGGGAGAUUCCCAACAGGAAAGUGGCCAGAAAGAAGGUAUUCAACAGAAAGAUGGCGAAAAAGGAGGUUCUCAACAGGAAAAUGACCAGAAAGGAGGUAGUCAACAAAAAGAUGAAGAAAAAGGAGGUUCUCAAGAAGAAAGUGGCCAAAACGAAGGAAAUCAACAAGAGGGUGGAAAAAAAGGAGGAUCUCAACAAGAAACUGGUCAACAAAGCGGAAAUCAACAAGGAAGUAGUGAACAGGAAAGUAAACAACAAACAACUGGCCAGCAAAAUAGUCAACAAGGAAGUGGUGACUCUUCGGAGAAUGAUGGAUUCAAAAGUGACCUUCUCGUCAUACACAACACAGUUGAAAGCAGCAACUGAAACUAAGAACUUCGGACAAUAGAAGUAAAAUAUGCAACAGUAUCUGAAAAAGAAGCUUAUAAUAUUUAUAUAGAACAACACUUAAUAUAAGUUUGAUUGUCAAUAUAAUAAUGGAAGGGGUAUUCUUCUUGUUUUUUUGUUUAUAUAAAUUUGUCUAAUUUUUGGGUAAUAAAGGAAACUUACUGAAUUA
Messenger RNA from Diorhabda sublineata, 2967 nucleotides. RefSeq lists its product as uncharacterized. The record is from RefSeq and is a predicted model, not a curated record. Bases 267 to 2777 code for a protein of 836 amino acids. The transcript is spliced from 3 exons. NCBI's taxonomy places the organism in Eukaryota, Metazoa, Arthropoda, Insecta, Coleoptera, Chrysomelidae.